CGGAACUACAGUGUCGUUAGAACGACGUCAACGUUGAGUCGCUGAUGCAGAUGUCAACUAUUUGCACGAUAGCUGAUUUGAUAUUCAUAGCGAAAUUACUCACAAUUUAGACACAUACCUAGCUAUCUAGGUAGUGCUCCACAUAUUCCCCUUUCCGAUCUAUGGAGUUUUUGCAGUUUCUAUCAUGGGCGUGCAUCGUAUUUACAGUCGGGAUGUUCUCGACUGGACUGACGGACCUGAAGAAGAUGAGAGCUUCCAAAAGUGCAGAUAACGUCCAGUUCCUCCCCUUCCUCACCACAUGCCUCAAUAACCUGGGCUGGCUGUAUUAUGGGAUACUGAAGACGGAUGGGACUCUGGUCCUGGUUAACACCAUAGGAGCCUGUCUACAGUCCCUCUACAUCCUCUGCUACUGCCGCUACACCAAUGACAAGAGGCGAGUGACCUCUCAGACGUUACUAGCAGGAGGAGUGGUCUGUGGAGGCUGGCUGUACUUCAGUGUUGUCCUGCCUCAGGGAGAGUCUCAGCUGGCCCAGCUAGGUCUCACCUGCAGCCUGUUCACUAUCAGCAUGUACCUGAGUCCACUCGCUGACCUGAUGGAGAUAGUGCGUACUGGUAGUGUGGAGCGUUUGUCCUUCUCUUUGACUGUAGCUACCUUCCUCACCUCAACAUCCUGGACGCUCUAUGGACUACAGCUGCAAGACUACUAUAUCAUGGUUCCAAACACGCCAGGCAUUGUGACCAGUCUCAUCCGGUUCUUCCUGUUCUGGAGAUUUGCAUCUGUCAAUCAAGGCGUGCCAUCCUAUAAGCUCAUCGAAAUCUAAGUGGCUGGAGACUCACACCAAUGGUUACAAGGGAGAGAGAUAACAGGCUUCUUGACCCUAUCAGGGUCAGGCUGUCAAUCACUGAUAUUGUUACUCAUAUUGUAAAUGAUUCAUGAUCACUCCUACCCACCAAGGGUUUAAGAAGACUUUCUCAAGGCAGAAGCUGUCCCUAAUCACAGAUCUAGGAUCAGAGUACCCUAGCAAUGGGGAAUGAAAAAUUAUGAAUAAAUAUCUGACCCUGCAUCAGUGGUUAGGGGCAUCUUCCUCAUCCUUCUCCUUCCACCACUUCCUUUUUGUGCCUUCUGUACUAGUCUGGGACAUCAUUACUGAGAACUCAACCAUGGGCGGGACAGUCCUGCCCUGUCAAUCACAGUAGUCUCUGUUAUCCAGUGGAAGGUUUUUUGCUCCGCAUCAAUGCGCUGCUAUUGGUUGAAUCGCUCUAACUAACAGGGCAGGAUGAUCCCGCCUCUCGUGGGGUUUGAGACCCCCUCACCUUUAUAGUUGACUUGUCUGUCCUCAUCACUAUGGUACCCUGUGAACUAGGGGUGAACAACUGUUCCUGGUAGCCACAGUAUCUGCUGGGUUGUUGUCCUUCUCUUUUAACUAGACUGAUGUACAGUGCAUUUGGAAAGUUUUCAGACUCCUUGAGUUUUUCCACAUUUUGUUACGUUACAGCCUUAUUCUAAAAUGUAUUAAAUUGUUUAUUUUCCUUAUCAAUCUACACACAAUACCCCAUAAUAACAAAGCAAAGAGUUUUCAUUUUUGUACAUUUAUUAAAAAAAAAUGGAAAUAUUACAUUUACAUAAGUAUUCAGACCCUUGACUCAGUACUUUGUUGAAGCACCUUUGGCAGCGAUUACAGCCUCAAGUCUUCUUGGGUAUGACGCUACGAGCUUGGCACACCUGUAUUUGGGGAGUUUCUCCCAUUCUUCUCUGCAGAUCUUCUCAAACUCUGUCAGGUUGGAUGGGAACGUUGCUACACAACUACUUUCAGGUCUCUCUGGAGAUGUUAGAUCGGGUUCAAGUCCAGAGACUCGAAGCCACUCCUGCCUUGUCUUGACUGCGUGCUUAGGGUCAUUAUCCUGUUGGGAGGUGAACCUUUGCCUCAGACUGAGGUCCUGAGCACUCUGGUACAGGUGGUACAUGCUUCACCGUAGGGAUGGUGCCAGGUUUCAUCCAGAUAUGAUGCUGCCACCACCAUGCUACACCGUAGGGAUGGUGCCAGGUUUCAUCCGGAUAUGAUGCUUGGCAUUCAGGCCAGGAGUGGCUUCUGUCUAGCCACUCUACCAUAAAGGACUGAUUAGUGGAGUGCUGCAGAGAUGGUUGUCCUUCUGGAAGUUUCUCCCAUCUCCACAGAGGAGCUCUGUCAGUGUUCUUGGUCACCUCCCUGACCAAGGCCCUUCUCCCCCGAUAGCUCAAUUUGGCCGGGCGCAACUCUAGGAAGAGUCUUGAUGGUUCCAAACUUCUUCCCUUUAAGAAUGAUGGAGGCCACUGUGUUCUUGGACCUUCAAUGCUGCAGAAAUGUUUUGGUACAUUUCCUCAGAUCUGUUCCUCUUCACAAUCCUGUCUCGGAGCUCUAUGGACAAUUCCUUCGACCUCAUGUCUUGUUUUUUGCUCUGACAUGCACUGUCAACUGUGGGACCUUAAAUAGACAGGUGUGUGCAUUUCCAAAUUAUGGCCAAUCAAUUGAAUUUACCGCAGAUGGACUCCCAAGUUGUAGAAACAUCUCAAGGAUGGAAACUGGAUCAAUGGAAACAGGAUGCACCUGAGCUCAAUUUCGAGUGUCAUCGCAAAGGGUCUGAAUACUUAUGUAAAUAAAGACAUUUCUGCAAAUCUAUAAAAAUAAAAAUAAAUGUAUCUAAACCUGUUUUCACUCUGUCAUCAUGGGCUUUUGUUUAAGCUUGGUGAGGAUUAUUAUUUAUUUUUAAAAUCCAUUUUAGAAUGAGGCUGAAUAAUACUUUCUGAAAGCACUGAAUACCUGGAUAACCAGACGUCUAAGGUCACCUGGAUAACCAGACGUCUAAGGUCACCUGGAUAACCAGACGUCUAAGGUCACCUGGAUAACCAGACGUCUAAGGUCACCUGGAUAACCAGACGUCUAAGGUCACCUGGAUAACCAGACGUCUAAGGUCACCUGGAUAACCAGACGUCUAAGGUCACCUGGAUAACCAGGCGUCUAAGGUCACCUGGAUAACCAGACGUCUAAGGUCACCUGGGUAACCAGACAUCUAAGGUCACCUGGAUAACCAGACGUCUAAGGUCACCUGGAUAACCAGACGUCUAAGGUCUCGACUCGCUAGUUAAUCAGUUAUAUGAAUGGAUCAGUUAAGUACCACGGAGAGAUGAAGUGGCAGGACUGUGUAGUACUAGUUGUAGCUGGGGUGUAGAGCCCUCAGUUGUCCAUCCCUACUAGGGUUGCAAAACUCCAGGAACUUGUUUUUCCAGACAUCCUGGUUGGAGGAUUCACAGAAUCUGAAGGGAAUAAGAAGGAAAUCUGGAGCCCUCCAACCAGGAUUUCUGGAAAACCAGGGAAUUUAUUGAAAGUUCCUGGAGUUUUGCAGCCCUUUCCCUACUCUAAGCAGACAUGGCAUGUACUCUACAUCAUCGGUACUUGGUCUCUAAAUCCAUGAACUGAGGGAAGACUAAGAAGUCCAUUCAUAUUGUGUUUCAUACACAAUGUUUUAUUUGGGUCGUAUGUCUUCGUGUGCAUGUGCACGUUGGGUUUGUAUUUGGGUCGUAUGUCUUCGUGUGCAUGUGCACGUUGGGUUUUUAUUGGUUUACGUUUGUCCAAACUAAAUAUACUGUAAGUAUAUUGUCUGUGCUCUUGUUGUUGAUGCAUUGGAUUGUGUAUAGGGUAUUGUACAUAUGCUAUUUUAAUGGGAUAUUAUCACUCUGGAAAUAAGGGAAUUGGGGCUUUGCUGCUUCUUCAGACUGAUUUGAAUAAAUGUUUUAUACUGUUUAA
Messenger RNA from Oncorhynchus kisutch (coho salmon), 3782 nucleotides. RefSeq names its product sugar transporter SWEET1. Gene Ontology annotation, biological process: carbohydrate transport. Gene Ontology annotation, molecular function: sugar transmembrane transporter activity. The record is from RefSeq and is a predicted model, not a curated record. Gene Ontology annotation, cellular component: membrane. Lineage: Eukaryota; Metazoa; Chordata; Actinopteri; Salmoniformes; Salmonidae. The coding region runs from base 162 to 821 and encodes 219 amino acids. The transcript is spliced from 6 exons.